CACAACUCAUUGCGGACAUCCGACCCCUCUACAGUGGACACAAGUGGGCUAAAUCCUGAGGGUGUGACGCGGCUGACUGUUAUUGCUUCGCCGACCCUCAACCAGGACCAGCUCUGGAAGUUGUUUGACCUUAUCCCCGGUCUUGAUUACUGCGACCUGAGGAAAGACCGCAAGGCUGGACAGAUGCUUCAUCAUCAGGCGCGAGGGGUUGCUACCGUGGUGUAUAAUAAUACCCAGUCUGCAACCUAUGCUAAGGAGAAGCUUCAUGGGUUUGAAUAUCCUCCUGGUCAACGAUUAAUUGUCAAGUUUGAUUCUCAUCAUGACAUGCCUCCAGGGCCACCACCAAUGAUUCCAGGUGCUCCAGGAGGCCCACCGUUUGCAGGUUUGCCUCGAGGUGUAACAGGUGCUUUAGCCCCACACAAUGGUACAAUGGGAGGAAGUCCUCCUGGUGGUAUGAAUGUAGCCCCCCAGUCACUCUCUGGUGGUCAGCCAAACAGCAAUAUCCAACAGGAUUUAGCACAUUUAGCAGAGACCAUUGCCCAUGCAACAUCUCUGAUACAGGCUGCAGGACUAAAUCAGGGAUCUGGUAACAUGAGCAGAAUGGGAGGAAGUCCAGGACAACUUAGUGGGGGAGAAACUUAUGAUCCUUCUUAUUGCUCAGUCAAACUGCCUCCCCCUCAACCAUUAGCACCUGUAGACUCAGCUGUUGCAGAGAGAUUGUUUAUUGUAUGCCAUCCUUCACCACCUCCCAUUUAUGCUCUGAAAGAUGUUUUUGGAAGAUUUGGAAACCUCAUUGAUAUCUACAUGUUAAAUGGCAAAACAUUUGGUUAUGCAAAAUAUUCUACUAAGGAAUCUGCAGACAAGGCAAUUGUGGUGUUACAUGGUCAAGAGGUUCUAGGUUCCCGUCUAAAGGUUAUGGAAGCUGAUCCACAUGAUAAAGCUGAUUCUGGGCGCAAGAGACUGCGCAUCGACGACCAGAGUUGAGUCUUCUAAUGCAAAGAGGUAUGACAUGUAUGGUGUAAUAUUUUCAUGCAAAAAUGUUGAAACUGGUCUGAGGCAUCACGGAUGGAGAUUUCAAUCUGUAGGAAAAGGAAUUUUCCUAGAUAUCCAUCCACUACAGUCUUAAUAGGUGUAAGAAGAAUUUUGCACUGGUACUUAACAUUUUGUUGUUAAACUUUUUAUGAUGCUGUAAUAAUGCAAGCAUAAACUUAGGUUCAGAAUGCAGUUAUUAAGAAUAUCUCGCUUAUUGAAAAUUUUAGUAUUGUUAUUAAUAUAUUUUGAUAAAUGUACAGUAUAUUAAAUUUUAGAGACACCACACAGUUGUACAUAUUUAUAUUAUAAAACCUGAAAUGCUAUAUGUUAUAGAUAAAAUGUUCUAUGCAGACAACUUUGUAAAUACACAACUAUUAUUUAGCAUGGUAUUGUAAAAUGUUUAUCUAAUAUCCAGAACUGAAUUAGAUAAUUCCCUCAAUUUUAAAGCAUAAUUUUAUAAAAGAUAUCCCUCUGUCCUGGAAUGGACUAGAUAUUUUCUGUAAUUAUUUAAACAUGUAUUACGUGGUAACAAAUUAUUGUAUCUGUUUAGCAUGCAUUACACAAUGCAUUUUUUGUACUAGUAAAUGUAUACUGUAUGUAUUUUCAUAUUACAGAUAGAUAUGUAUUGAUAUGGCUAUCAUUCCAGUAGGAUUUGCAGUCAAAGCUUUUAUUCAGUAUUUUUAAUAAGAUUUUAGACAUUAUGACGGGCUGUGAUAUUGAUAUCUGUGAUAGGGAAACAUGGCAGCAUGUUGAUAAUGGGACAUAAGUGGCAGUGGCAUGACUAAUGAUAUUCUUUUGUGGUUAUUGUAAUGUGUGAAUGUGUCUACACGUCAAUGCAUGAGAGACUAAACUAUUUUAUAUAUAUUAUUACACAGGUUUACAUAUCUUUAAUGCAAGUUAUUGUGUUGAUUUGCAUGGUGUAACGUGGUAAUUUAUUACCAUUAUUUUUUUACAUUUUUAUACUUGGUAUGGAUGUGUGAAAUGUUUUCUCUUAAACAUGAAUGAAUAUUAAAGCAUGAUAAUAACUCAGUUACUGUAGAAAUAAUAAAUCCAGUAAGCCACCAUUUGUUAAAAUUUUAAAUAUGUAAUGUAUUACUAGUAAAAAAGCAUUUAA
Messenger RNA from Cherax quadricarinatus, 2146 nucleotides. The record is from RefSeq and is a predicted model, not a curated record. Lineage: Eukaryota; Metazoa; Arthropoda; Malacostraca; Decapoda; Parastacidae.